Saprolegnia parasitica CBS 223.65 is the source of this 1083-nucleotide messenger RNA. RefSeq lists its product as hypothetical. Gene Ontology annotation, biological process: DNA catabolic process. The coding region runs from base 19 to 1023 and encodes 334 amino acids. NCBI's taxonomy places the organism in Eukaryota, Oomycota, Saprolegniomycetes, Saprolegniales, Saprolegniaceae. Gene Ontology annotation, molecular function: nucleic acid binding; endonuclease activity. The transcript has a single exon. The record is from RefSeq and is a predicted model, not a curated record.
ACUUUUUCUCGACCCGGCAUGAAGACGAUCUCGACGCUCGCGGUGCUGGCGGUCGCCUCCACCAACGUCCACGCGUUCUGGGACGCCGGUCACGAGACGGUCGGUGAAGUGGCCACGCAGCUCAUGGCCAAGGAAGACGUCACGACGCUCAACACGAUUCUGAGCCGCUGGAACACGCAGUUCCCGUUCACGGGCGACAUUACGUCGGCGUCCAUGUGGCCCGAUCUCGUCAAGUGCAACUCCAAGCUGCCCCACUGCCCGUCGCCGCUCAUCCCGUCGCUCGGCACGCAGGACGACUGGCACUUUGUCAACAUCCCGCUCAACGUCAACGGCUCGGAUUGGAACGGCAUUACGGACCCGAAGCAGCUCAUGGCCGCGUCCAUCGGUGGCCGCGCCGUCGACACGCUCAACAACGCGCUCUCGACGUUUGGGAAAACGGGCUCCAACUGGUCGGCCAAUUUUAUGCUGCGCUACUUCCUCCACGUCUUUGGCGACGUGCACCAGCCGCUCCACACGGUCGCUGGUAUCUCGGCUGACUUCCCCAAGGGCGAUCUGGGCGGCAACAACUACAAGUUUGCGCAGCCGUGCGACGCCGGUGCCAACCUCCACUCGAUCUGGGACAGCGCGGCCAACCGGUACCCGGUCAACUGGAGCCCGAUCGAGAACGACCCGAACCGGCUCGAGAUCACCAAGAACGCGACGGCGCUCAUCACCAAGUUCCAGGGCCAGACCGAUGCGCUCAACUUCAAGAAGUACGCGUCGCUCUCGUACAAGGAUUUUCUCAAGGCGAUGAAGGACGAGGGCAUCCAGGCCGUGAUCCUCGAGUCGUACGGCAUCGCGCGCACGGUCGUCUACAAGGACAUUGACUUGACCGUCACCAACAAGAAGGUGCCGUGCCCGACGGCCGCGUACCAGGCCAAGCUCCUCUCGACGUUCGAGAACCGCGUCUACACGGCCGGCUCGCGCCUCGCGGUGGUGCUGACCCAAGUCGCCAAGCAGCUCAAGUCCGCGACGCUCUUGUAAUCGAUUUUACACUACAUUUAAACGGACCAACUACAACUACUAUCUGGCGUGUGUCGAGGC